GCCCUCAAGUGUGCAUCAGUCCAGGAGGAAACCAGCAAAGCCCCUCAGCCUGUCUCCGAGUGGGCUGAAAGUGUCUUUGAUGGGUGUUUAGCCAUAGGGUCUUCCCACCCCACUGUUACAGGGGAGCUGGAGAACCUGAGCUUCAGGAGCAGCCUCGGAGAGUCCAUCUCUGAACACAUUAGUAGAGCAGAGGAGCCUAAGACGGACACAUCGAGCCCCCAUGAGGGACGGCCUCCGGAGGGAGCGGACUCUGCCUUGGCUGCUAAAAUCAGCUCAGCCAAGAACUCCUCAAGGAUCCGCUAUGAGAUAAUGAUCACAAUGACCAAGGAGGAGGAGGAGGACGAGAGGGCUGCAGCAGACCUCACAGCCGGCUGUGCUGAGAGAGGCAUGCCAUGUCACCCACCUGGGCAGGGAACACUUUCUCUGGGGGUUGCUGAGUUAGAAGAAAGAGACAAGCGACGUCACCAGGAACCAGCCAGACCGGUUCCUCAGCUGUCAGCGAGCAAGGAAUUCCAAAACUGCAGAGGGCUGCGCGGGGUGGGAACCUGUAAGGCACGCAGGCCGAUAUUGACUCCUGCCAGUGAGAGCUCAGCAGCACUGCAGUGGGGAUUGAAGGCCAGCCCAGGGGAGGGUGAGGAGGGCCAGAGCGAGACUGAUCGGCGGCAUUCAAGGGAUGAUGCGCUGGUGGAAGGGACAGGCAUCGUAGCAGCAGGAUCCCCGGCCAACAGCUUUUCUGAAUCAAGUGGAAUCUCUCUGGCAGCUGGCAGCAAGGAAUCCCAACCUAUAGGAGCCUUUGACAUUGGAAGAGGCCUCUUUCAUGCUCAGCACAGCAUGGAGAAGGUCAUCAGUAACUCACGCUCCUCUCAGAGCAGGUCAGAAGGAUCCGCUGUGAGCACCUCGUUCAGAUGGAAGAAAUCGGCCCCUGAUCUGCUGAAGGAAGAGCCCAAACCUCCCUUGGGCAAAGUUUUAGCUAUGACACAGAUGAUAGAGAGAGGAGGUGCCAGAACCAGAACCAGAACCAGAGGCAACAGCCCUUCAAGAGUGUCCAUGUUGCUUGAGGCCUGGGAGAAGGGCCUUGUGGGCACGGAUGCCGCUGGCCCAUCUUCCUCAGCAGACAUCAGGCACUCCCAUUCCUCUCUGCCCACCAGGCGCGUCCUUUCAUCCAAAGACGCUCCCCGCCCUCUUUUCCCAGAAAAUACUGGGCUUUCUCUUUCUCCAGCAAGUAUCAGGCGAUCCCUUUCCCCAUCAGACAGGCAGCGGUCCGUUUUUCUGGCAGAGACCAGGCAAUCCCAUUCUCCAGCACAUACCAAGCGGUCUCUUUCACCAGCAGAGACCAGGCACUGUUUCUCCCCAGCAGAGACCAGGCACUGUUUCUCCCCAGCAGAGACCAGGCGGUCCCGUUCUCCAGCAGAGACCAGGUGCUCCUUCUCCCCAGUAGAGACCAGGCGCUCCUUCUCCCCAGCGGAGACCAGGCGCUCCUUCUCCCCAGCAGAGGCCAGGCGGUCCCGUUCUCCAGCAGAGACCAGGUGCUCCUUCUCCCCAGCAGAGACCAGGCGGUCCCGUUCCCCAGCAGAGACCAGGCGCUCCUUCUCCCCAGCGGAGACCAGGCACUCCUUCUCCCCAGCAGAGACCAGGCGGUCCCGUUCUCUAGGAGAGACCAGGCGCUCCUUCUCCCCAGCAGAGACCAGGCGGUCCCGUUCUCCAGCAGAUAUCAAGCGGUCUCCUUCACCAGCAAGUACCUGGCACUCCUUCUCCACAGCAGAGAUCAGGCACUCUUUCUCCCCAGUAGAGACCAGGCGGUGCCAUUCUCUAGCAAAGAACUCUCCUCCAGCAGAUUCCAGGCACUCCUUCUCUGCAGUAGAGAUGAGGCGGCCCCAUUCCCCGGCAAGUAACAAGCCCCCUUGCUUUCAGGCAGAUCCCCAGUGUUCAUCUUUUUCAACAGGCUCGCAGCACUCAUCUUCUUCCAUAGAGAGCUGCCUCUCAUCUUUCUCAGCAGAUGAUCAUGGUUCACCUUCCCCAGUAAAUAUACAACACUCAUCUUCUUUACCAGUUGACAAAUGCCCAUAUUCUGUGGCAGAUAUCAGGCGCUUAUAUUGCUCAGCAGACACCGGGUGCCCAUCUUCCCCGACAAACACCAAGCAUCCAAUUUCUUCGGCAGAACCCAGGCGUCCAUCUUCCCCAGCAGACACCAAACACCCAUCAUCCUCAGCAGAACCCAGGCACCCAUUUCCUUUCCCUGAGAACAGGCUCUCCUCUUCCCCAGCAGACACCAGGCAUUCCUCUCCCCCCACAGAUUCUAGAAGCUUCUCUCCCACUUCAGAUGAGAGGUGCUCCCAUUCCCUCAGCCCACAGAAAGGCUUUACAGCUCACGGGCCUGUGUUCGCUCAGGUAUAUUCCCCAGUUUCAAAGUCAAAGAGCCUGGGAGGAACACAGAUGCCAGAUGCUGAUAGCACCGCAGUAGCUGGAUCCCAGGAAGAACAUAGCUGCAGUGAUGCCACUAACACUCCUCUGGCCACUGAACUUCAGACAGCAAGCCACAUCUCAAGCCCAGAUGGAUCCCAGAAGGACAAUCCCCCUCCUGUUCCCAUCAGCACCAGGGCAAUAGAAUCCCAGAGAGAGAGCCACAUGUCAAAUGGUGCUGUCUCCGAUACAGUUGCUGGAUCCCUGAGGGAAAGUGAUCAGCCUAUUGCCAUCAUACUUCGAUCCCAAACAGAAAACUACCAGUCGCAAUCUGUCAGCCCCAGUUUGUUCUGUGGGUCCCCGGAAGGAAAUUGCACUCCCAGUGCCACAAGUGUCAACCCUUCUAGUGAGCCCUGUGUGCUAAGUCCCUUCCCUCGUGCUGUUAGCUCCAGCACUGUAGCUAAAUCUCAAACGGAGUGGUACGUCCCCAAGAGUGACAGCAGGGCUGUCUUUAAAUCUGGAAGGCAAGUCAUCAUACCCCAAGCUGGAACCACCACCGUCUACAGAGCAGGGCAAGGAAUUUCCAUGUCCAGUUCUGAAGCAGAGGGCCCAAGCAAUGCCCAGCAAGGGAGGUCCCUCGUAUUGAACUCAGGCAGCAACCUGCCACCAGAAGAGAACUGUCAAUCCCAGAGUGAUCUCCCUGAUGGCGAGUCCCCAAAAGGGAGCCCAGCGUCCUUGCCUGAUGGUGCUUGCAACUGCUCCACAGCAGGAUCAGAGCAGGAAAGCUGCAUGACUCAAUCCAGAAAUGCCAGUGCGAGCGAUGCCCAAAGGCAAAGGUGCAAGCGUUUGCCAAACCCUGCACUCACAUCAAACGGAGAUGCUACCACGCUGUGGGAGAGAGUCUCUCCUUUUAGCACAUCCAAGAAAGGCUGUAACCCACACACCGUGCCUCUAUUCCAGAGGCACAGCAACCUGUUCACAGCAAGCAGAUCCGAAAGGAAACAAAGCAUACCUGAUCUAGGUGGCCCUAUAGCAAAUAGGUCAGAACAGGAGACUGCAGGGGAAACCAGAGUGUUUGGAACCUCCACUGGAUCCACGGAAACUGCUCCAAGUGACCAGACAGCCACUGAGCUUAGUGAAAAACAGAGCAAUCCAAUAAAGGAUGCCCCAGUAUUGACACUGGAAUCAACCAUUCCCCUUACGGAGAUGAACUCCUCCCCUGAACUUCUGAGCCAGAAAACAGGAAGCAGCAGCAGGAUGGCAGAAGAGGAACCUGAGGAAGUUGUGGACAUGGAGCUUUUCGUAGAUACCCUCCGUAACAUGGAGCCUCCUGAGCUCCGUAAGCCCUUGAAACUCCUCCCGAGGCCUCUGCUUCCGUCCACGUUCACAAAGCACACACCCCUCCCUCCUAUUCAUGAGGACCAUAUUUCUCCCAAGUCAAAGCUUCCUCUCCCGGCAGCUCAAGGUGAGCUGUUUGCUUUCACCGAAGAGGGGACUGCACAGGGAGCAAAAGACGCCCAGGAGGAGGACGCAGGGCUUGCAGAAGCAGAAGUGGAGGAGAUAGAGAACCCGUAUCCCAGCAAGGAAGAAAGGUUGCAGGAGAACAGCCAGACCAGAGAAUCUUUCCCUUGGGAAAACAAGACGUUCAAGACCGAGGAAGAGAUUGGAUCUUUCCUGGGAAAGCUGCAGCAAGGCCCUGUGGUCCCCACAGCCCAAAUCAUUGCUCCUGAAGCUAUUGCCAAUUAUAGCAACUUAAUCAGAGCCAACAUUCUCAAAGGGCUGUCUCUGCUGUCUGGCUUCUCAGAGAAGCAGGCUGUGGAAAAUAAGCCUUAUUCUCGUUUAGACAACAGCCUCCUCUACAGCAAGUUCAUCUCCCCGGAGAAGUCUCAACUCAAAGCCUCAGAGAAAAGGAAAGAAGAGGGAUGCUCACACACACUCCUGUUCUCAGCUGUCCAAAAAGUCAACAGGGAGUGCCAGACAUCUCCAAAUGGGCUUGAGAUGAAGACGUUUGAGCAUCUGAGUUCUGAGUUGCUGCGGUCUGGGCUCCACGCUGAUCCUGUCUCCUGGGUGCCAGGUGCAAACAGUAACUCCAGCCGGGUUCCUCUUCUGUCCAGAGAAGCAGACUCUCUUCCUCAGUCAGAAACUCAGCAAGAGGAAAAGAAGCUUUCAGAGAAGGUCAAUGUGCGACCCGGGAAGAUUGUUCUGUACUUUGAGUCAGGCUUUGGGGGCCAGAAGAGAGAAAUCUGGGGUGAUAUCAUUGAUGCCACAUCCUGGGAGCUCUCCCACACCAUCUCCAUCCGAGUGGUCCGUGGAGGCUGGGUGAUAUACGAGAAGCCGCGGUUCCAGGGGCGGAAGUGUGUUCUGGCAGAAGGGGAUGUGGAGAUCAGCAACCCUUGGAGAACAUCCCACAAAGAAGGGGCAGCAGUCGAGAAUGGUCCGUUCCAUAUUGGUUCACUCAAGAGGGUCGUGCAGGAUUACAAGAUCCCAGAGAUCAGUUUGUUUACUGAGGAGAAUGGAGAAGGCAUAAAAUGGAAGUUCACAGAUUCCUCGGAGGACACACAGAUCCACAGCCUGCCAUUGAAGGCAGCUUCUAUCAUUGUACACUCUGGCCUGUGGCUUGUUUACUCAAAACCAUUCUUUGACGAUGACCCUUAUGUCUUAGAACCUGGUGGGUAUCCCACUUUGCAAGCCUGGGGAGCAAAGGAUCCCACCAUCUGCUCUAUGCAUCCAAUUAAGAUGGGUUGCCCUGUUGUAGAAAAGCCUGGAGAGCCUAAGGCUCUAAUCUAUGAGCAGCCACAUUUCCAGGGCCAUAGCUGGGAAGUAAGUCGAGACAUUUACAACUUGAAGAAGCCAGAAAACAACCAGGACUCCAAGAUGUCUACUGCAGGCUCUCUGAAAAUUGCGGGAGGCUGUUGGAUUGGUUAUGAGAAGGAAGGUUUCCGUGGGCACCAGUACCUGCUGGAAGAAGGAGAGUACUAUGACUGGACGCAGUGGGGGGGCUACAAUGAAGAUCUCGUGUCACUUCGGCUGAUCCGGACAGACUUCUUGGACCCAGCCCUUGUGCUGUUUGAGGCCAUGGACUUUGAAGAGGGCCCCAGCGUUGAGCUCAGCGAAGCACUGCCGGAUGUUGAGUUGGCCUGCUAUGGGACCACGACGCAAUCCAUCCAUGUCCUGAGUGGAGUGUGGGUGGCUUAUGAAGGCAAGAAUUACUCAGGGGAACAGUAUAUCCUGGAGAAAGGAGUGUACCGCAGCUGUGAAGACUGGGGAGCAAGCAACUGCCAGAUCUCUUCGGUACAACCUAUCCUACAGGUUGGUGAACACAGUCUACACUUUGUAUCACAGAUCCAACUCUUCUCAGAUCCAGACUUUUUGGGGAAUUCUGUCUCUUUCAAGGAGGACCAAGCCUCACUUCCAGAGAACUUCAUCCCACGCUCCUGUAGGGUCAAUGGAGGCAGCUGGAUUCUGUUUGACUGCCCCCAAUUUGAUGGAGACCAGCACAUUCUCUCUGAAGGCGAGUAUCCAACACUGACCUCCAUGGGUUGCCUCUUCACCACGGCCAUCCGCUCACUGAAGAAAGUCCCCAUUUUCUUCUCUGAGCCCUCCAUCUUCCUUCACGGACUGGAGUGUUUCGAAGGGAAGGAGAUUGAGCUGAACAGUGAAGUGCGCAGCCUGCAGGCUGAGGGAUUCAACAACCAUGUCCUCUCUGUGCGGGUAAAGGGUGGAAUUUGGGUGCUGUGUGAACACAGCGACUUCCGAGGCCGCCAGUGGCUCCUGGACUGUAUAGAGAUCACCAACUGGCUGACGUACAGCGGGCUUCAGCACGUUGGCUCCCUUUACCCCAUUAGGCAGAGACGGAUUUACUUCCGCUUGAAAAAUGAAGAGUUGAAGUCCUUCCUGUCUGUCCCAGAUGAUGCUGAAGACAUGAAAGCUGGGCGUGUUCUGGUCUCAGAGCUCAACGACAAGAGCAGCUCCAUCUGGUACUAUGAAGAGGGGCUUAUGAAGAACCAGGUUGCACCCAACAUGAGCUUGCAAGUGAUUGGUCCAGCUGGGAAGGGGUCCAAGGUGGUGUUGUGGUCUGAGAGCCGAAUGCCCUGUCAGACUUGGCGAGUCGAUUCCUUGGGGAGGAUCUGCAGUCAGAUGUUUGAACACAAGGUCCUAGAUGUGAAAGGAGGUCGAACCUACGACCGGGACCAUGCCAUCCUCUGGGAUUCGUCAGAAGCAAGACCUACACAGAUCUGGGCUGUCCAGGUACUCUGAAGAAAGCAGAAACAGAAGGGCCAUGCCAUGUGUGGAACCAGAAUUUACCUUGGAAGUCAUUGAUGUACGUCCUUUUGUGACCAUGCUGCAUCUUUGGGGCUUAGCUACUGAAAAUGAUAUGGGUUUGGAUAGCAGAAGCAAUCCUUUCCCCACAGAUCGCAGCCCAGGAAGACACAGUGUUUCUGUGCCGCCUGGAGAUCGGUUCUUUCAUUCCCCUUUGUAAUUCCUGGGACAGGCCUGUGUAUGGGAAAGGGGCAAAAGCUGCCGCUUGUCCGGCCUCCUGGAGCUAAGCCCAACAGGAUGGAGAUCACUGAAGAGUUCUGAGAUGUGAAUCAUCCAUGGAUGGACAAGGCUGAGCAGCUCACCUGCAUGAACACAAGAAAGCAAGUGGUCAAAGGCUUGCAGAUGUCCCAAGCUGUGCUGACUUAGGCUUUUAAAAGAAUAUCAGAAAUGAGCACAUAUGCACACAAACACGCUUGACCCUGUCUCUCUUCUAAGGGGAUGAGCUACCUUGAAAACUCUUAUUUAUGUACUUAUGUAUGAUAGGAUGCCUUUUAUAAAUCCAUCUUUC
Molecule: messenger RNA, 7228 nt
Organism: Rhineura floridana
Lineage: Eukaryota; Metazoa; Chordata; Lepidosauria; Squamata; Rhineuridae
Gene: CRYBG2
Product: crystallin beta-gamma domain containing 2
Exons: 20
Coding region: 310-6657 (2115 amino acids)
Source: RefSeq, a predicted model, not a curated record